AUGUGGAGGAUAUGCGGCGUCAGUAAGGCCGAGCCCGUGCUGUUCGCUCGUGGAGACGAUUAUCAGCCGACAUGGCGGUUGUGGGGCGAGGAACGCGUCGACGGCGCCAUCUACACCGUCUACCUAAAGAAAGUUCGCUAUCAUCGGCCAACGAGGAGCGCUUCUAGUGAAUCAGACGACGAGAUCUCUCAUCUUGAAUGGGAGACGGUUCGCGUUCGCUUUGUGAAGGCCGGCACCGUCGAGAGGCUGGUCGAAGCGCUCGCCACUGAUGAUGGCGAGCUCGAAUCUACUUAUGUUAACGUUUUUCUCGCGACGUAUCGUUCGUUUGCGGAAUGCAGUCGAGUAUUGGACCUCCUUCUACGACGAUACGAAGCUUUGGCUGCGGAGGAGGUGAUGCCAACAGCCGUCGACACUUCACAACAACAUCGAAGGACUCUGGUUGCAUGUCUCCACGUGUGGCUGGACACCUAUCCGGAAGACUUUCGACAACCUCCUUACCACCCCGCACUGCAACAGCUACUCGCCUUCACACAGGUUCAUUUACCUGGUACAGAACUACAUUCGAAGGUAUUACAGAAGUUAGCUUUAUUCAGUACGGAGCGAAAUGGUGGACUUGGUAUCGGUGGUGCCGGCAUGUGCCUGGCGCCAGGCAUGCGCUUGUCUGCGCACCACACGAGCACGUACCGUUUACCACACGUCCCCCACCGACACUUUGCCGAACAACUCACUAGAAUGGAUAUGGAAUUGUUCAAGAAACUCGUUCCUCAUCAAUGUCUCGGAGCGGUCUGGUCCAGACGAGACAAAGAGCGGGCUCACGACGCAGCUACCGUUUUAGCCACUGUCAAUCAAUUCAACGCAGUAUCAUUUAGGGUAAUUUCGACCGUUCUAGUUGAACCCAAUUUAAGACCACUGGAGCGUGCUGAUAUACUGGCGGCUUGGCUUGACAUAGCUCGAGAGCUGAGAGUUCUCAAAAACUUUUCUUCAUUAAAAGCCAUUAUUUCAGGGUUACAAAGCAAUCCUGUUUAUAGAUUAAGAAAAACGUGGGCGUUACUUAAUAAGGAGAAGACAGAACUGUUUGAUGAACUGGCACGAAUUUUCAGUGAAGAUAAUAACAGGUGGGCUCAGAGGGAACUAUUGAUGCGUGAAGGUACUGCUAAGUUUGCUGACACGGUCGGUGAAAAUGAUCGUCAGCUCCAGAAACUGUUACACGAAAGAGGUUCUCCUGGUGUUAGUCACGGGACGAUUCCCUACCUUGGAACUUUCUUGACGGAUCUUACGAUGAUUGACACCGCCAUCCCAGACACAGUGGCCGAUGGUCUGAUCAAUUUUGACAAACGGAGAAAAGAAUUUGAAGUACUCGCUCAAAUAAAAUUACUACAGGGUGCGGCGAACGCUUACCAUUUACCAUUAGACUCGAUGUUCGACAGAUGGUUCGACUCGGUUAUUAUUCUUGACGACCGAGAAGCCUAUCAGCUGUCGUGUCAAAUCGAACCGCCAACGAAUCCCCCUAAGGAAAGACGACCAAAGAAGAUGAAUGACUCUAACAGUCAGGGCCAUAGAAAAAAUGAUUCUAUAGCGAGUACUAGCUCGAGCAAUAGCUCUCAGUUUUAUUGUGAGACUGACGGCACGAGCGGCACUGCGUGGAAAAGAGAUAGCUUAGAGCGACGGAUUUCGCCAACGAGAUUGUCGCACGGGUCAUCAUCCUCGUCGCUGCCCUCGUUAGACGUAUCCCUAUCGAGUGCUAACAGUGGACAGAAGACUGCUAAUGGUAAAGCCGGUGGAAACAGCCCGGCAGUUCGAGCCGGACCAGACUUUUACAUUAUUCGCGUUACUUAUGAGUCGGACUGCGUCGAAACAGAGGGCGUUGUUCUCUAUAAGUCUAUAAUGCUAUCAAACAAUGAACGUACACCUCAGGUCAUUCGGAAUGCUAUGCUCAAACUCAAUCUUGACGGCGAUCCUGAUGGAUACACUUUAGCACAAGUUUUACCUGAUAAAGAAAUGGUGCUCCCUGCGAACGCCAACGUCUAUUAUGCAGUGAAUACGGCUUAUAACUUGAAUUUCAUUUUGCGUCCGCGCAAGUCGCAGCAAAUCGAGCCGGUUGUCAAUGGGAAAUCGCGGGGCAAACGGCUUUGA
Arctia plantaginis is the source of this 2133-nucleotide messenger RNA. The record is from the annotation of a GenBank genome assembly. Lineage: Eukaryota; Metazoa; Arthropoda; Insecta; Lepidoptera; Erebidae.